AUGUCCGCGUUCAACUCUCGUCAAGCAGCCAAGAGCUUCCAAGCUAUCGAGACAAACGAUGGUGCUGGAGCGCACAUACGCCGCUCGAUCGGGUCUCCCGUUCUGUACAACUUUGAUCCGUUCUUAAUUCUAGACGAGUUCCACGUGGGGCUUCCGGGAGGUUUCCCGGAUCACCCACAUCGCGGCUUCGAGACAGUCACGUACGUGUUCCCAACGUCGAAAGGAGGCAUGCGCCAUGAGGAUUUCAUUGGGAAUAAAGGGGAAUUGCGACCCGGAGACUUGCAAUGGAUGACGCCCGGCAGAGGCAUCAUGCACGCAGAGAUGCCCUCGAGUACUGAGCCAGCUCACGGCUUGCAGCUCUGGGUGAACCUGCCGAAAGAGAGGAAGAUGAUCACGCCUCGAUACCAAGAAAGCAGUCGCGAGUCCGUACCGCAUGCUUUUAAUGCUGAUAAAAGCAUCGAGGCCAUUGUGUUCGCUGGACAAGAUUUCGGCUACAAGGGACCAGUCGACACAGAAGCUCCAGUGACGUACGUACAUUUUCUGUUGAAACCAGGAGCGAGGAUGGAGUAUUCCAUUUCAACCAAUCACAAUGUGUUUGUGUACGGCUUAUCGGGGAGCGGUAAAUGUGACAACACACACGUUGUAGCUCAUGAAGCCAUUGCGAUGGAGAAGGAAGGAGACGGCGUGUUGCUAACGGCAGCGGAAGAUGAAAACCUUGAAGUGGUGGUGAUAACAGGAGAACCUUUGAACGAGCCGGUGCAUCAAUAUGGACCCUUUGUUAUGUCUUCAGAAGAGGACAUUCACAACACGCUUAGAGACUUCGAUCUUCGCGCCAAUGGAUUCGAAGACGCACACGGAUGGAGAUCCACCAUUGCACCGCGUCGCCGCCAUCGCUAGUAAUCCGUACACUUCUAAAAAAAUAAAAAUAACCAGUUUUUUUUGCUGUAAA
Molecule: messenger RNA, 949 nt
Organism: Phytophthora infestans T30-4
Lineage: Eukaryota; Oomycota; Peronosporomycetes; Peronosporales; Peronosporaceae
Product: pirin-like protein
Exons: 1
Coding region: 1-897 (298 amino acids)
Source: RefSeq, a predicted model, not a curated record